UUCAACGCCCAAAAAAAAAUUAAAAAUUAAAAAAGAAAAAAAAAUCGCAAAUGGAGUUCUCCCACUGACCUCAGUCGUCUUCCCCAUGGAGAACUCCAAACCCUAGAAGGACCAAGAAAUCUCCGUUCUUCUCACCCCUCUGAGGUUGUCUCCCCUCCCCGGUGCUGAAGAUCGGAAUCUCUCUGUCAAAUUUCCCGUCUCGGAAUCUUUCCGGUGUGGUUGGAGCUGAGCGGCGCCCCCUUUUUCCCAGCCCCUUCUAGGCCAACCAAUCGAGAGGGAAGAAUCACCGAAUCAUCCGUUCUCAAGUUUCGUAAUUCGGGCGGGUUCCAUCGCUUUUUAUUGGAAAUUCGUCCGAUUUAGGGCUGAAUUAGAAUUCUGGGUCUUCAGAUCUUGGUAGGUUCGCAAUAACUAGGGGUUUCGGCUGUUUGAGGAUUAGUAGUGGUGGUGCGGAUCGGGAUAAGAGAGAAGCUUUGAGCUGCCAAAUGCCAUUUGGCCAUUGGUGUUUGCAGAUUUUUUCGGUGGAGUUUUUUGGGAUACCGAAAGAGUAAUGAGCAAAUCAUCAUCGAUGUCUUGGGCGGGCCCUGAAGAUGUCUACCUCUCCACAUCUCUUGCUAGCUAUCUUGACAAGAAACUUCUUGUAUUGCUGAGAGAUGGUCGAAAGCUGUUGGGGAUACUCCGUUCUUUUGAUCAAUUUGCGAAUGCCGUUCUUGAGGGUGCGUGCGAGAGAGUAAUUGUCGGAGACCUAUAUUGUGACAUUCCUUUGGGUCUAUAUGUGAUUCGCGGCGAGAAUGUCGUUCUGAUUGGCGAGCUGGACUUGGAGAAAGAUGAGCUUCCCUCGCACAUGACCCGUGUUUCAGCUGCAGAAAUUAGAGCGGCACAGAAAGCAGAAAGGGAAGCAUCGGACCUUAAGGGUACCAUGCGGAAAAGGAUGGAGUUCUUGGAUAUGGACUGAUCUCAUCUUACAUUGUCAAAUUGGAUUUCUUCUCCCUUUAAAUCUGAAGCCAUGUCCACAAGUUUUAAUUCCGGUGGAUUGGUUCGUUCCCUCGUUCUUUUUGUGUUGUUGUAAGGUGGGUCCAUGAAAUUUCUGUCUUGAGAACCGACUUCCUUUCAAAUUCUUAGGAGUAGCUUCCCACAUAUCUACUCAAGUUGGAAAUUUCAUGAGCCUUGCUAGCUUCAGUCCGUGGUGAAUCUUUUGCAAUUCCAAUUGUAGACCCCUUUUGGGUGAUAACAUUGUUGGCGCUAUAAAACCAUUGGGAUUAACCUGGUAGUGAUGAAGCCAAUGCCUGCCCUUGUGGAAUAUUCUUCGUG
Molecule: messenger RNA, 1308 nt
Organism: Punica granatum (pomegranate)
Lineage: Eukaryota; Viridiplantae; Streptophyta; Magnoliopsida; Myrtales; Lythraceae
Source: RefSeq, a predicted model, not a curated record